AUGAUUAUUAGUGUUACCCAACAUCCACGUGUUAAAUCGAAGAAUUUGAGCCCUGUGCCACUGAUGACCCCAUUUGCUACUCUUGAUCUGUUUGGAUGAUGAAUCUGCAACCACCAAAUUGCAUAUUCUGAGGCACAGCACGUUGUUUGCAUUACCUGUUAAGAUGGCCUACUCUUUGAAUGCCAAUAUCUGAACCUGUUGCCAUGUAGGUUAAACUCCCUGCAUGAAGAUCAUGGGACCUUUCCAUUUUCAGGAGCCAAUGGAAAUGUCAUGUGACUGAAACUUUGACAAAAGAACUGAAGUUUCUGACCUCGUGCUAUGAUGGGAUCCUGGAGGCUCAAGUCUAGUUUGGCUGUUAAUCUAGGACCCAGUAGAUGCAGAACAGGGUUCUGGCGUGGCAAGAAGGAUGACUGAAGCGCAGUGGGUACUGGCAUGAAGGAUUGGAACUCACAUAGAGCUGUCCCUGUCAGGUGGCCAGUGAAUUUACAACUGCCAGUGUAGCUAAGAACAAGAAAUGAUGACGGAUAUCAAGCGAUGCAGUGGGAGACGUCCAUGAUUUCAGACCACAUUUUAUACUGCGAGUUUACUGUUUUCCGCUAUGAAUAAAAUGUGUGAAUUAUCCCUGUCUUGAAUUUAAUGUGUUUAGGUAACUAUUGGUCACUAUGUCAUGGUAGUAGGUAAGAUAGUGUUUUAUUAGAUGGCUUCGUGAUUUUAAAUCAUAUUCAAAUUGUGGAAUCAUUUGAUUCAACAACUGCAACUUUGGAGGAGGACAAAUAUAUAUUCGAUUUAGUUAACUAAUAACUUUAAUGCCACAAAGAUUGGAUAAACACUUUAAACUUAGUUAUACUUUUAAGGAGAGUACAGCCAGGUAAAAAUGAAUGUCAAAUUUGUGCUAAUGUCUUCCAAGUAAUGCUGUUUUAGGGGUGGCGUCUUGGAAAUUGUAGAAAUAACUUGGGCAGUAGCUAGGCAAGUUAACGGUUUGAAGCGUUGCUCUAAUGCUACACAUGGUGUAUAUUUUUUUUGGGGGGGGGGUGGCAUUGUACUAUGAGGGGCUGCAUUCUUCCAGGUAGUGAUCAAAUACUUAUGGUUUUGAUGUGACUAUAUUUUACACAAUGUUAAAAGGCAUUAAAUAAAAUAGUUGUAUAUUUUCUGAAGAUUAAUUAUAGUAGAUUCUAUUUUAAAGGGAUCUUAAUCUGAGAAACAUGAGUAGUUGCCUGUACAAUGUUUCAGACUUCUACCCUAAUUUAAAAUCUAUUUGUAACUGGUGCUCUGCAGCUCGUUAAAUUACUUUGACCCAGUGUCACAACUGAUAGCUGCUAUUAAUUGUUACAUACUCUGGUAUAGCCUUGGAUGUAAUAACUGGACACGCUGGUAAACUGAAGUAAGCUAGCCGUGCUACUUCAUGCUGGUUGUGUUAAACCCAGCUAAAGCUUUGUCGUUACUGGUAUGUUUGAAAUCUGUGACCAUUACUUUGGUGAUUGAUUCGAUGGGUAGUCAUGGAUACAACAAAGUACUGAUUACACAGCCAACGACAUAUCCCCCACCAUGCAAUUUCUCCAAAUGCUUAUAUUACAUACCUUUCAACGUCUGGAAACUGGGGAAAAAUGUUCCUCGCUUCUGGACAGUACUACAGCCGAUUGCUGCUCAUAGCCUCAUCGUUGUCUUCGUAAUUGCAGUAGUUAGCUGUCUUUGAUAAACGCAUGACAUUCCAACGUUACAAUUUCAUAUUCAAGCGGGAAAUAAGCUUUGCAUAAUGAUUCGUUUUUUAUAUUGCUUCCCUCCUAAACAAAACCACAAAACAUCUGGCAGUAAACAAGGUAUUCAGUGAUAUUUCAUUACCGUGAAAAGUUGUUUCACAGGACUAGUAGCGGUAAAACGUUCAAAGACAUCGAUUUCUAGCUAUUUAUACCAAGUACGUGUUAUUUUUUUUGUGAUUUGUAAAUUAGCUAGCCAGCUAGAUAUCUUGAGACACUACCGCUAAAAGGAUUAAGACCAUUUGUGCCUUACUGAAUAUGCAUGACGUACAUUAGGAUAACUAUCUAGUGUACUCGUCCUAAACAAAGUAAUCUCUAUAAACGAUUCGGUAAAUCAAGUCUACAAAACUUAUUGCACUCUGUUAUGGAUUAUAGUUUAGGAAACAGAACUGUAUGGAGAUCAAAUGCUUCUUUGAGAACAUUAGCAGAAUGUCGGCCAAAAUCCGUCUAGCUCCAUCUUCUCCCACUGCCGGCCACGGGGCUUCCUCUCACUACCAUAUUUGGUAGUGAGGGAACGCCAACAGGAUGCUUCACAUUUAUACAUCCGUUGAAAUAUAUUUUUUUUCAUACAUUUAUUAUUGAAUAUGCACAGAACGUUAUAAACACGUGGUUGGUUUCACAAACGGAAUUAAAAGAUCUCAAAUGUUUCCAUAUGCACAAAGCUUUUCUCAUUUGGUGCACAUUUGUUUAUCUCUCUUAGUGAGCAUUUCUCCUUGGCCAGAGAAUCCAUCCAGCUGAUGGGUGUGUUAUGUCAAAAAGCUGAUUUAAACGGCAUGAUCAUUACACAGGUGCACCUUGUUCUUGGGACAAAAGGCCACUGAAAAAUGUGUAGUUUUGUCACAGCACAAUACCACGUGUCUCAAGUUGAGGGAGAGUGCAAUUGGCAUGCUGACUGCAGGAAUGCCCACCGAGCUGUUGCCAGAUAAAUGUAAUGUUAAUUUCUCUAACAUAAACUGCUUCCAAAGUCGUUCUAUAGAAUUUGUCAGUACAGCCAAUUGGUCUCACCACCGCAGACGACAUGUGGGCCAGCGGUUUGCAGAUAACUUAAAGUGCCCCGCGGUGGGGGUAUGGGCAGGCAUAAACUAUGAACGCAAUUGCAUUUGAUCGAUGGCAAUUUGAUUGGACAGAUACCGUGACGAGUUCGAUGCCUUAUCUAUCUAUAUAUAUAUAUGAAUCUGACCAACAGGUGCAUAUGUGUUUUCCCAGUCAUGUGAAAUCAAUAGAUCAGAACAUAAUGCAUUUCAAUUUACUUUCCUAAUAUUAACUCAGUAAAAUCUUUGAAAUUGUUUAUAUUUUUGGUUCAGUAUAACUUAAAUGCUCCAUGAGCUUCAACUGUCCUACCCCAUCAGAAACUCAAUAUUCUUGGGUUAGUCAUUUGUACAUGUAAAUAAUUGUCUCAAAGGUUAACACUAUAAUUUUUAUCAUGGAUGGUCUAUCCUUGCAUGGCUCAGUCUAUGAAUUUGAGUGUUUAUAUUUUUACAGCCCCAUCCCUCAAUUUAAUUAAACUGUUGCGGGGAAUGCCUUGUCAACUGCCCAUUGGUAAUAUGUAUCUAUUCUAUUGCUUCAAUAAUCUGACCCUAAUUGAGUUAUCAAAUGUAUGGGAGGGCUGUGAACAUGCAUAGUAUAUAUUAACACUUGAUGGUACUUAUACAACAAAUAUAAACAUGCAUUGCUGUACUGUCUUUGAAUCGUACAAUUGUUUUGGACUGACUGGAGCGUGCAUGGCUUUUAUCAGGGUGAAUCCUCGUGACUCACAAUUUGUAAGGAUAUGACGUCGCAAUCUGGAGAGCGUUUCCUGUGUUUUACCAUGAAUACAUUUUCAGGACUGUCUGCUUGCAUCGUAGGCCGGUGGAGAGGUUUGAAUAGGUAGAAUCGAAGAUCUCCGCUUUCUGAUUAACGCAAAUAUUCGACAUCACUAAUGUUCGUCUACCAACUGUUGCCCUUCCUUUGGGCUGUGUCUGCAAAUGCAGAUUUCUUUCAAUUUGACACUAUUUCAAAUGCAUCUACGUAUUAUUUCAAUUAUAUUUAUUGUAAUCUAUGGGAAGGGGAGUGUCAACCUAAUCAAGAUGAUACUACUCAGCAAGUACCUACGAGGGACCUGUGGGCAGGAUUUCCUCAGGACUACAUCCGUUUGCUGUCACAAUGGUAUUGCAGCCUGGGACAGUGCUGUGAAUCAGGGGAUUGUCGGAUAACAAAUAAUAUUACAGGUUUGGCCAGUGAUCUACAGCUAAAGCUUCAUGGGCAGCACCUUGCCCAAUCAGUGGUUUUGAAGGCUGUGCAGGGCUUCAUCAGUAACCCUGAAUCAAAUAAGCCAUUGACCCUCUCCUUUCAUGGCUGGUCUGGCACCGGCAAGAAUUUUGUGGCCCGGAUUGUAGCUGACAACAUGUACCGGGAUGGAGUGAAGAGCGAGUGUGUGCGUCUUUUCAUCGCCCCAUUCCACUUCCCCCAUGCCAGACUGGUGGACAUGUACAAGGGCCAGCUCAGAGAAGCUAUCCGGGACAUGGUGCUUCGUUGCCCACAGACACUUUUCAUCUUUGAUGAGGCUGAGAAACUGCAUCCGGGCCUUAUAGAUGCCAUCAAGCCCUAUAUGGACCAUUAUGACAAUGUGGAUGGGGUCAGCUACAGGAGAGCUGUCUUCUUAUUCCUCAGUAAUAUUGGUGGGACAACCAUCAACGAUGUGGCUUUGGACUUUUGGCACUCAGGGCAGAACAGAGAGGACAUUGGGAUGGAGGACUUGGAGCACCGGCUUCGUGCUGAAGCUAUGGAAUCUCAAGGAGGCUUUGCACAGAGUGAGCUGAUGUCAGGCCAUCUUAUUGACUUCUUUGUGCCCUUCCUACCUCUGGAGUACCGUCAUGUCAAGCUCUGUGCCCGUGAUGCCUAUGCAGCGCGGGGUCUGGAACCAGACGAGGGAACGCUGGACGAAGUGGCAAAGGCCAUGCUAUAUGUACCCAAGGAGGAGAGGCUGUUCUCUGCCCAAGGCUGCAAAUCCAUACCACAGAGGAUCAAUUUCUUCCUCCCCUAAACAGACUAAUGCAACCCAGAAAACACACAGUAUUUUAGCAAAAAGGAAUAAGUAUGGUGACAUAUUGAACAUUGUUGCAGUGUGGUGUUCCCACGCCUCACCCUACACUGCCAAGAAAGCAAGCAUAGGGCAUCUGUCUCUUGUAAGAUUAUAUCUGAUAACCAAAUAAGAGAUUUUACUAGUGUUCAUUUUCAACUUUGAUUUUUCCCUGCUCAUUAGACUACUUUUAUGCACUGAUUUUUAGUUCAAGCUCAGGUCAACUCUGUAGUAUUAGUAUUUGCAUGUAUAUAUUUAUAGUGCGUUCGGAAAGUAUUCAUAACCCCUUGAGUUUUUCCACAUUUUGUUACAGCCUUAUUCUAAAAUGGAUUAAAUUGUCCCCCCACACAUUAAUCUACACACAGUACACCAUAAUGACAAAGCAAAAUAUUUUUAUUUUAGCAAAAAAAUAAACUGAAAUUACAUUUACGAAAGUAUUCAGACCCUUUACUCAGUACUUUGUUGAAGCACCUUUGGCAGCGAUUACAGCCUCGAGUCUUCUUGGGUAUGAUGCUACAAGGUUAGCACACCUGUUUUUGGGGAGUUUCUCCCAUUCUUCUCUGCAGAUCCUUUCAAGCUCUGUCAGGUUGGAUGGGGAGCGUCGCUGCACAGCUAUUUUCAGGUCUCCAGAGAUGUUCGAUCGGGUUCUAGUCCAGGCUCUGGCUUUUUCAGAGACUUUUCCCGAAGCCACUCCUGCGUUGUGUUGGCUGUGUGCUUAGUGUUGUUGUCCUGUUGAAAGGUGAACCUUUGACCCAGUCUAAGGUUCUUAGUGCUCUGGAGCAGGUUUUCAUCAAGGAUCUCUCUGUACUUUGCUACGUUCAUCUUUCCCCUUGAUCCUUACUAGUCUCCCAGUCCCUGCCACUGGAAAAACAUCCCCACAGCAUGAUGCUGCCACCACCAUGCUUCACCGUAGGGACGGUGUCAGGUUUCCUCCAGAUGUGACGCUUGGCAUUCAGGCCAAAGAGUUCAAUCUUAGUUUUAUCCGACCAGAGAAUCUUGUUUCUCAUGGUCUGAGAGUCCUUUAGGUUCUUUGGGCAAACUCCAAGCGGGCUGUCAUGUGCCUUUUAUUGAUGAGUGGCUUCUGUCUGGCAAGUCUACCAUAAAGGCCUGAUUGUUGGAGUGCUGCAGAGAUGGUUGUCCUUCUGGAAGGUACUCCCAUCUCCACAGAGAAACUCUGGAGCGCUGUCAGAGUGACCAGCGGGUUCUUGGUCACCUCCCUGACCAAGGCCCUUCUCCCCGAUUGCUCAGUUUGGCCCGGGCGGUCAGUUCUAGAAAGAGUCUUGGUGGUUCCAAACAUCUUCCAUUUAAGAAUGAUGGAGACCACUGUGUUCUUGUGGACCUUCAAUACUGCAGACAUUUUUUUGGUAUCCUUCCCCAGAUCUGUGCCUAUACACAAUCCUCGGAGCUCUAUGGACAAUUCCUUCGACCUCAUGGCCUGGUUUUUGCUUUGACAUGCACUGUCAACUGUGGGACCCGAUAUAGAAAGGUGUGUGCCUGUCCAAAUCAUGUCCAAUCAAUUGAAAUUACCACAGGUGGACUCAAAGUUGUAGAAACAGCUCAAGGAUGAACAAUGGAAACAGAUUGCACCUGAGCUCAAUUUUGAGUCUCAUAGCAAAGGUUCUGAGUACUUAUGUAAAUCCAUUUCUUUUUAAAUUACAUUUUAUGUCUAUAUAUACAUUUGCAAACAUUUCUAAAAACUGUUUGCCCUUUGUUAUUAUGGGGUAUUGUGUGUAGAUUGAUGAGGAAGAAAAAUAAUUGUUUUAAUUUUAGAAUAAGGCUGUAACGUAACAAAAUGUGGAAAAAGGGAAGGGGUCUGAAUACUUUCCGAAUUCACUGUAUGUUUAGUUGGCACUGAGGAUAUAUUACAACUAUCUGCUUAAGCAGUGGCUGGCACUUCCAAUGCAAAGGAGGAAAUACUGUAUAUUACAGUAAACUAGAUCAAAUAUAAUUUCAUAAUUUUUUUUAUGGGCAUUUUUAAUAUUAUUAUUAUUCUGGAAUUGUUUAUAGAUUACUUGUUUUACAGGUGGACUAAAUAUUUCCAGGUUUUAUUUUAUUAAUUUUAAUUUUAUUUAACCAGGUAGGCCAGUUGAGAACAUGUUCUCAUUUACAACUGCGACCUGGCCAAGAUAAAGCAUAGCAGUGCGACCAAAAACAACACGGAGUUACACAUAAACAAAUGUACAGUCAAUAACACAAAGGGAAAGAAAAAUAGAUUUAUGUACAGUGUGUGCAAAUGUAGAAAAUAUAUACGAAGAAAGAAACGAUAUAUACAAGGGACGGGACAAUCAAAACAUCCCACUGCUACUCCAUUACAAACAGUAUGACAUCUUUUUAAAUCAUUUGGAACCUACUGAAUAACUACAAUUCAGGUUAGAAGAAAGUAGUAUAAGUGUGCAAUAAUACAGGCAGGCACUUAUGUUGUUGAAAUGUUUAUUGAACUAAAUGGUCUUGGAGUUUGGAGUAUUACAAAAAAAAAAAUCCCCUACAAUUGUUUUUAUCUUGAAUUAUUGAAUGUUGCAUUUACUUAAGUUUAGUAUUCCAACAAUGCUUUAAUAUGUUUUUAUGUCCAAUGGAAUGUGUUAUAAAAAUAGCCCGUAGUGAAGAUUGAAAUUAGUAUGUAAGUAUGUAUACUGAAUAUAAAUGUAACAUGGAACAAUUUUAACAAUUUUACUGAGUAGCAGUUCAUUUUAGGAAAUCAGUCAAUUGAAAUUAGUUCAUUAGGCCCUAAUCUAUGAAUUUCACAUGACUGGGCAGGGGAGCAGCCAUAGGCCCACCCACUUGGAAGCCAGGCCCACUCACUGGGGAGCCAGGCCUAGCCAAUAAUAAUUUGUUUUUCCCGCAAAAGGGCUUUAUUACAGGCAUAAAUAAUCCUCAAUUUCAUCAGCUGUCCUGGUGGCUGGUCUCAGAUGAACCCGCAGGUGAAGAAGCCAGGUGUGGAGGUCCUGGGCUGCCGUGUUUACACUUGAUCUGUGGUUGUAAAGGCCAGUUGGACGUAAUACCAAAUACUAUUAUGGUAGAGAAAUGAACAUUCAAUUCUCUGGCAACAGCUCUGGUUGACAUUCAUGCAGUAAUCAUGCCAAUUGCACGCUCCCUUAAAACUUGACACAUCUGUGGCAUUGUAUUGUGUGACAAAACUGCACAUUUUAGAGUGGCCUUUUAAUGUCCCAGCACAAGGUUUAAUCAGCUUCUUGAUAUGCCACACCUGUCAGGUGGAUGGAUUGUCUUGGCAAAGGAGAAAUGCUCACUAAAAGGGAUGUAAACAAAUUUGACAGAAAUAAGUAUUUUGGGCAUAUGGAACAUUUCGAGGAUCUUUUAUUUCAGGUCAUGAAACAUGGGACCAACACUUUAAAUGUUGCGUUUAUAUUUUCGUUCAGUAUACAUAUCAGCAAGUCUUUAUAAAUGUUUGAUUGUCUGUACUUUGCUGUGUUAUGACAUCUGUCUGUUUUCCAUCAAUGUAAAAAUGUAUUAUUAGCAUAUUCACUGCACAGCUGUUGUUUCAUAAGGAACUGUGAGGCUGCAUUCUGAAUAUAUUCUGCCUAUGAUAUGCUUAUAAUAUUUUGCCCGUCUCCAUACUUUUUUGCUGUUUAAUGACCCCUGUCCAUGUCAUUGUGUGUAAUAACAAAGGUAUUAUGGUCAGUGUCCUAGUGUCACUCAGACCAGGCAAUCAGGGAAGUGGCUGCUGAAGAGAGGGAUGUGUGCUUUCCCAGAGGAAUGGAAUUGAAGUUAUUUUAGACAAAUAAAACAUCCUUGUUAAA
Molecule: messenger RNA, 8567 nt
Organism: Salvelinus fontinalis (brook trout)
Lineage: Eukaryota; Metazoa; Chordata; Actinopteri; Salmoniformes; Salmonidae
Product: torsin-1A-like
Exons: 13
Coding region: 3673-4776 (367 amino acids)
Cellular component (GO): endoplasmic reticulum lumen; nuclear envelope
Molecular function (GO): ATP hydrolysis activity; ATP binding
Source: RefSeq, a predicted model, not a curated record